CAUUAAAAAAAAAACAUAACGAAAUUUCCGAUUACCUACGUACCUACUUCUAGUUCUUUGUCGGUUUCGGAAAAAUUUAAUUUUGUUUUCUAUUGUUGAAUACUAAACAAAUUUUAUUUGCCUGUCUUAUCUGUUAAGUGGGAAUUUAUUUUAUAAUGUCUUCACCGAUCGAGGAAAGCGUGAGGCGCAAUAGUGAGAGUGAAGCCGGGGAAGUGGAGACACCUGAACAUGAUUUACACUUUGAUCCUAUUGUGUCAUUACCUCUGAUCGAUAUUCACACUAAUGAGGAAGAUGAGGAGGAACUGGUGAAAAUCCGCGGAAGGCUAUAUCGAUAUGAUACAGCCGAUCACGAAUGGAAGGAGCGUGGUACUGGGGAUAUUAAAUUAUUAAGACAUAAAUUGAAUAACUCUGUCCGAGUGGUGAUGAGGAGAGAUAAGACUCUAAAAGUUUGUGCAAACCAUUUCAUAACACCAGACAUUCGCAUGAAUGUCCACUGUGGAUCUGAUAAAGCAUUUAACUGGUCUGUGUUUGCUGAUUUUGCUGAUGAAACAUUGAAACAGGAAUUGCUAGCUAUUAAGUUUGGAACCACAAUAAAUGCUGAAUUAUGGAAAAAAAAGUUUGCAGAGGCCCAAGAGAUUGUUAGAACCAAAUGCAGUCUUUACACCCAAGAUUCAUAUUCAGAUGAUGAGAGCAGCAUCACACGAAGCGAAGAUAAUGAGACGCCUGAACCAAAAAGCAAUGAUAAAACCCCUGAAGAGGAAACAAAGAAGGAUGUGAUUGACACCAAAGAUUCUGAUAGUGUUGUUUUAAAACUAAAAGAACUGAAAGUGGAUAGUGAAAAAUCUGAAUAGGUUGGUUAAUAAUAAUAUGUAUUAAAGAGUAGUCUGUCUGAUAGUUUGUAAUGAAAUAUGAAUUGAAUCUUAAUAAUUUACAUUAAAUGCAUUUGAUGUUUUGUUUUGUUUAAGAUAGGAUAAUAGACUUAGAUUAAUGAUCGGUCUCCACAUUGCUCUAACUAAAUACCGCAGGCGCAGGUGAGGCAACUAAUACAAUGCCCAAGUGGGCGUUGUAUUAGAGCCAGUCUCGAACAAUGUGUGAUGUUGAUGUGCUACAUGUUCUGUUAAACUUUGAUAAUAAUUGAAAUUAAAAUGCUGGGUUGCAUAGUGAAACCUUAAAAAAUAAUACUUCAAGAAGUAAGGAAGACACCAGGAUCACAUAUAAUCAGUAAGUAUUUUGUAUUUUAUUAAUUUCAAUGUGAAAGAACACAAAGUGUAUGUUACAAAAUUUUAAACAUUGCACAUAAGCCUGUUCAUUCAUGUUCUCUCAGAUAUUGAGGUAUCUAGUUGGAGCGCAGCGGAGACCAAUCCUUAAUCUAAGGUUAUAGAUUUAAGCAGUUCAUUUAUUAGUAAUUUGUAAUGCAUUGCUGUGAAUAAGGAUAUCAAAUAUUAGUUUUCAAAUAAGAGCUUCUAUGUAGUGAAGUCAAGACUCGGGUCUCAGUUGAGUAAAUAUGAUAGAUGUCACGAACCAAGAAAAUGAGACAAAUUGAAUAUUGGCGUGCUCAGUAGCUAUCACCUAACAUCAAAUACCGGACCGUAAUGCAUGCUUUUAAGUUCUUGUAUUUCGUAAGGAAAAUAAUAUUUUUGAUAUGGUUGUGAAAAAUAUUCCAAUCUUGUAUAGAUUUGUUGGUUACUGUGCUGCAGAACCCACACAAACAUGAAUUAUAAUUAAUUUAAGCAAGACUGCCUUCAUAUACAUAUGGCGGAACUGCUCGGUGUUACAGUAUCUGUAAGGCAACCCUGAGUUAAUGUUUUAUUUUUUUACUUGAAUACAAUGAGUAUUUUAAUUUUUUUAACUAUGGGACCACUAAGUAAUUUAAGUAUAAUAUCAAAUGAUUCUUUAAUAUCGCAUGAAAUUAAAAGUAUUUAAUAUAAAGGUAACACCUACACUAUAGCAGUAAACUAACGGUAGCAGGCGUCUUUUUCAGUUUGAUAAGCAUCCUCUUUUGAUCUGGCGAGUAAUUCAUACUCCAGAAGUUUUUAAUGCACAGUUUUGAUGACUGUGUCAACUAUACAAUUUAUUGUGGAUUAUGAUUACAUUUCUGGAAUCUAGACCCGUUACUGGUGCUCUGCAACAUUAAUACAAAUAAGUAUGUAAUUACAUACAUGAUACUGAUGACUUUUGUUUUUUUUUAACUUUGACCAUUACUCUGAAAUGCUCCCAAUAUGGUUUUUUAAUGUACAAAAGGCAGACUACUAUUCCAUUAAAUAAGAUUUUUAUUUAAGAAUAAGUGUUUUAUUUUGAGGUGAAAUUCACUCAAAUAUUUUUUAUUGUGGUUGUAAUAGUAACAGUUGGGUAGAUAAGUUUUUUAGGUUAAUAAUAAUUGUUUUCAUCUGUAAUAAAACAUUAUGAAUUAAUUAGAAAUUAUAUAAUAAUAUUCAGAUCAGCAAUAUAGUUAUAGAAAUGAGCAUGAAUGAUUACAAAUGUAUAUUAGCUGCAUUAAUAACAGUUACAUGAAAUAUAUUUAAUGUACACACAAAUUGUACGCACCAUAUUGCGGGUAGAUUGACAAUUGCGGGCUAUGGUUCCGUUAUGUUCUGUUUUAUUAGGCUAGAUUGUUUCAAAGCCAAUAUCGUUGCUUUAUGGCAUCGUUUGCGUUUUGACAACAAUGGUGCAAAUGAUAAAAUCGUCAGCGCCUUUUAAAUCUACCUAUAUUCAAUUCUAAUAUCACUUGGUUAGUUAUUAAAUGGCAGUAAACAUUGCUAUAAUAAUUACAAUGCCGAUGUGCCCGUAAUCAUUGUGUAGGUAGACACUCUGGCUGUUGUUUGUCGCUGUUUACACUUCUAAAUUACAUCAAUUUCUUUAGUCUUGCGGAAUUGUAUAUUUUUUAGAGGACCAGUCCACUUAUAUAGAAUAAAAGAAAUAUUUUUAGUAUCUACCCAAUUGUAAUUAUAUUACUUCAGCCUAGGCCUAGAUAAUAGGUUUGUAGUAAUAUGCUAGUAAACCACUGUUAAUAUUCGUCUUGCCCAACAUCUUGUGCCACUUUGGAAGUAGAAUUAUUUAUAUUUUAGAGAGUCAUUCACAUUAUUUUAGUCUAUGCUUUUGUGUUUAAGUUACUGUUUACUUCCAGUCAUCAGUUUACUGUCAGUUGUCAAUAUUGUUAUGUUUCUGGACUCGCUACUUUUUACUAAGUUUUAGUUUUUCUCCAUUAGUUAUUAAACUAUAAGAAUAAUUUAUGUUAUGGUACAUUAUUCAAAAUAGUCUUGAUGAGACAACUUUAGACAGUAGUAAUAUUAUUUUAUUAAAAUUGCAUUUAUUUGUAUUUCAAUAUUG
Messenger RNA from Leptidea sinapis, 3327 nucleotides. Its product is annotated as ran-specific GTPase-activating protein-like. Gene Ontology annotation, molecular function: GTPase activator activity. Gene Ontology annotation, biological process: nucleocytoplasmic transport. Gene Ontology annotation, cellular component: cytoplasm; nuclear pore. The record is from RefSeq and is a predicted model, not a curated record. Bases 156 to 851 code for a protein of 231 amino acids. Lineage: Eukaryota; Metazoa; Arthropoda; Insecta; Lepidoptera; Pieridae. The transcript has 4 exons.